AUGUGGCAAUGGCGACAAUCUCAUCAACAACCAUGGCAAACUUAUUCUGACAUUGAAAGUUCGAUGAUUGAAGAUGUUUACAAUCAUGGUGGACAACGUGUCGAACUAGAAAAUAAUGUAUUAGUUGACGUUAAAAAAGGCUUGCAUAUCGUUGCCGAUUCUAAGAAAAAUGACAAACCAGCAGAAAUCAGACGAUUAUCAUUGGAUUGUGAAGAUGCCAAAGCUUACAGAAAUCGAGCAGAAAGAAAUGAUCGUUUCACCUUACCACCACAAAUUAUGGACAAUACGAAUGACAGUUCAUCAUUGGGUGCUGGAAACUGGAAUGGAUCCCGUCUUGUAUUUGAAUGGCAAAUGAGAUGUUCAAAUCUCGAAUCACUUCCAAAUGGUGAUAUUAUGCGUCAAGCACUUGACGGGAUUCAAAUCGAAGGUAAAGCAAUAGGUCAAGCUAAACAAGCUCAAUGGAUUGCAGAUCAUUGGAUACCAGUGACCAAAGAAUCUUUUGAAAAUAUUUGUCGAGCAUGUAUACAUUUGUAUACCAUGGAAAGUUUUCUCUAUCGUCUGGUCAAUGCAACGUUGCGUAAUAAUGAUUUCUCGAAAAUUGACACUCUUGGACCUUUUUGUUAUUUACUCUUUCAGUUUAAUUUUGCGCCCGAAUAUCAGAAUCUUCGAUUUUCAGGUCGCGUAUAUCGUAGUGCUGAAUUGACGCCUGCAAUGGUGAAUGAGUAUAAGCAAGCUGUGGGAAAAGUUCGUUCAUGGCUUGGUUUAACAUCGACAAGUCGACAACGAACAAUAGCUGAAUCUUUCUGUGCAGCAACAGUGUUGUUUAUUAUUGAUAUUCAAGAAACGGCCACUGAUGCAGCACGAUUAAUUGCUAGCCUAUCAGCACAUCCCUAUGAAGAUGAAGUAUUAAUUCGAGCUGGACGACAUUUUACAAUUGAUAGAGUUGAACCAAAUAAGUCAUCAAAUAAUAACAUAAACACAUUAAUCUAUUUGACUAUUGAAUAA
Rotaria sordida is the source of this 1005-nucleotide messenger RNA. NCBI's taxonomy places the organism in Eukaryota, Metazoa, Rotifera, Eurotatoria, Philodinida, Philodinidae. The record is from the annotation of a GenBank genome assembly.